Molecule: messenger RNA, 1212 nt
Organism: Serpula lacrymans var. lacrymans S7.9
Lineage: Eukaryota; Fungi; Basidiomycota; Agaricomycetes; Boletales; Serpulaceae
Exons: 4
Coding region: 1-1212 (403 amino acids)
Cellular component (GO): nucleus; cytoplasm
Molecular function (GO): protein serine/threonine phosphatase activity
Source: RefSeq, a predicted model, not a curated record
AUGUCAUCCGGUGCACAAUCGCCUUGUGAUAGUGUCACAUCUCCGAUUAAUAUUUCACCAGCAUCCCCAUCUUCAGCAUCUAACUUGGCUCUCGUCAGUGCGGGCACCAGACCCUCACCUUCCCCUCUUGAUAUUCCCGUUACUUGUACCAUACUGUCCAAUCCUGCUUCGUCUUCUUUAACACCUGGUUCUGGGUUAUUCUCUACGCCAGGAUCCUCUACUAGUUUUCCCUUGGGAGAAUCGAUAUCUGGCAAUGGUGGGAAGGAUAGGGUCAGACAAAUCGAUGUCGACGACAUUAUUCAGCGCUUACUAGAUGUGGGCUACUCUGGUAAAGUUAACAAGUCGCUGUGUGUCAAGAAUACAGAAAUAGCAGCUAUAUGUCAAGCAGCACGGGAAGUUUUCCUGAAUCAGCCAACUCUCAUUGAAUUGUCACCUCCCGUGAAGAUUGUCGGGGAUGUGCACGGUCAAUAUUCUGAUCUUAUCCGCCUAUUCGAGAUGUGCGGAUUUCCUCCCACCGCCAAUUAUCUUUUCCUCGGUGAUUAUGUCGAUAGAGGCAAGCAGAGUUUAGAGACGAUCAUGCUACUCCUGUGCUACAAGAUCAAGUAUCCCGAGAAUUUUUUUCUUUUACGAGGGAAUCACGAGUGUGCGAAUGUUACCAGAGUGUAUGGUUUCUAUGACGAAUGUAAACGGCGUUGUAACAUCAAGACUUGGAAGACUUUCAUUGAUGUAUUCAAUUGCCUACCAAUCGCAGCGAUUGUUGCUUCAAAGAUAUUCUGUGUGCAUGGAGGACUAUCGCCGUCACUUCAUUCUAUGGAUGAUAUCAAACGCAUACAAAGGCCUACGGAUGUUCCCGAUUACGGCCUUUUAAACGACCUAUUGUGGUCGGAUCCUUCUGAUACGGCAAUGGACUGGGAGGAUAACGAACGCGGUGUCAGCUAUUGCUUUGGAAAAGCCAUUAUUAAUGACUUUUUACUUCGAUAUGACAUGGAUUUGAUAUGUCGUGCCCACAUGGUAGUUGAAGACGGGUACGAGUUCUGGAACGAUCGUACGUUGGUAACAGUUUUUAGUGCUCCGAAUUACUGUGGAGAAUUUGACAAUUAUGGUGCUUGCAUGAGCGUAUCUGAAGACCUCUUGUGUGCGUUUGAGCUUCUCAAGCCGUUGGAUGGUCCUGCGUUGCGCAAAGAAAUGACAAGAGCAAAACGGAAGAGGUAA